Messenger RNA from Daktulosphaira vitifoliae (grape phylloxera), 3555 nucleotides. It is a transcript of the gene MICAL-like, whose product is annotated as MICAL-like protein 1. Lineage: Eukaryota; Metazoa; Arthropoda; Insecta; Hemiptera; Phylloxeridae. Gene Ontology annotation, molecular function: protein binding. The record is from RefSeq and is a predicted model, not a curated record. The coding region runs from base 497 to 3220 and encodes 907 amino acids. The transcript is spliced from 11 exons.
GCACACACAUGCGUUGCGUGUUAACUCGAUCGGUAGUGGAAUACGUUAUCAAUUAGUUGAAAAUUUUUUAUUUCGAUAUUUGUUAAAUGUUAUGUUAUAAAUAUUUUUUAAUUAAAAUUUAACAUAUAAAUAAAUACAUUUUUUAUUUUAAAAAUUAGUGUAUCAUUGUUUUAUUAGCUUAUAGUUAUUGUUUUUAAUCAGCAGUAGUAAUUGAUAAUAUACUUCUAUAACGCCCAAAUAUUGAUUUCCAGUUGUAGACCAGGAAAAAAGCGAUAAAAUUCUAGUUCAAUUUUGAACAGGGUCAAGUAUAAUAUUCAUUAGACAUUGCUUAAGAUAAGUCAAUGCCAAUACUAAGUACAGAGUGUGGACUAAGGAGACCAAGAGUCAGAGGGACACAAAAAUUAUAGUGAUUCUGUCCGUUCUAAAAAAUGUUUGCAUAGCUUCAAAAAAAUCUGAAGAAUUUUAUAACACCCCUAUAGAUUUUGUUUAAAAGAUAAUGGGUGAAAGACGUGGUACUAAAGCAUUGGAGUUAUGGUGUAGACGGGUAACUCAAGGAUACGACGGUGUAUCAAUAGAAAAUAUGUCAACGUCUUGGAAGGAUGGGCUAGCUUUUUGUGCACUUAUUCAUCAUUUUAGGCCAGAUUUAAUUGACUAUGACAGUUUAGAUAAAAAAGAUGUUUACGGCAACAAUGAAUUGGCAUUUAGGAUUGCUGAAAAUCACUUAGGAAUUCCAGCACUUUUAGACCCAGAAGAUAUGGCUUGUGUUGAAGUACCAGAUAGAUUGUCAAUUCUCACAUACUUGUCACAGUUUUACCAAACUUUCUCGUCACAAGCCACGACACCCGUCAAAACUUCACCGGAUUCGCCUAUCACGGUUGAACGACCUAGGACAAAUCCAGGAUCCGGUCAAAAUCCUCCUACUAAGUUAGGUGCAGGCGUUGGCGGUUGUAAAAUUUGCAACCAGUCCGUGUUCCUUGCCCAACGUCUGCUCAUUUCUGGCCACUUAUUCCACCGAACGUGUUUCAAGUGUGCCCGUUGCGGUGCCUUACUUAGUGUGGCUAACUACUACGAGACCCAAGACGGUAAGUAUUGCUGCGAAACGUGUCCGGACGAAGAACGUACAGCAGCGGCCUCUAAUGGGGCCGUUGCCAUUACAUCCAAUGAUCAUGGGCAUCAAGGGUCUCUAGUGGGAAAUCGCAGGGCGCUGUUUGAGACACUGGCAUCGUCUGUAGAUUGUACUGAUGACGUGAAAGCGUCAAAAAAAAUGCAGCGACCGGUCACUCUCAAUAUGCCUCACCAAAAUCAAUCAGAAUUUCUGCAGCCGAACGUCACAGCUAAGGAAGCGGUCACGAUUUUGACUGUAGUCAAUACUAGUGACGAUAACGAUAGUGGAGUUAUGGUUGGUGAUAAAAAAGAAAUUGAUGCUGUCGAUAAUAAAUUGUCUGUUAGCAUUUGCGGAAGUCAUGAAAGCCUUUCAGAUCCCAUCUUUGAUGAACCAAAAAAGGAAAAUUUGGCUACUAUUAUUGCUGAAGUUGUUAAUGAAAAAAAAGAUGACGACUUUGUUGUUAUAGUAGAACCAAUUGAAUUGUCGAUUUCUCAUCAAUCUACCAAUGAAGUCCUCGAAACGAACAAUUUAAAUUUAACCUCUUUACCUGAUGACUUAGAAGUAGAAUUAAAGAAAGAAAUUGAUGAAUCUGAAUUGUCCGCAAAUAAUUCAUUGAAUAACAUUCAACAUUCUUUGUUACCAGACGACUUAAAACAAAAGGCUCUCCUUGAACAAUCUCCCGAUGAAUCUCAUCAUAAACAAUUAGCCGAGUCUCCAGAAGAACUGGAAAUUAAGACUUUGACCAAUAAGUUACUUAAAAUGGAUUUCUAUGAGAGCAGCAACAAGGAGAUGCUGCCAGUUCCUAGUCCUAGAAGGAGAGUAAUAUCUCCAUCAAUCAGUACUACUAAUUAUUAUCCUGAUAACCUGAAUCCAUUUGAUGAUGACGAAAAUGAUGAAAAUAACAUAGACACCCAUAAAGAUAAACAUAACACUAGCACAAAUCCUUUUGGGUCUGAUUUAGAAGAUGAUGAUGAUGAUGAUAAACCAGUGAUUAAAGUAUCUAGUUUAAAUCCAUUUUCCAGUGAUGAAGAUGAAAACAUAACUGAAACUCAACCUCCUCAAACAAAACCUAGAACGGUGUUAUCUCCAGUGGUAAAACCUCAUAAUAAAACCCAUCGGAAACAUAGUAGUGCCUCAAGUAUAUCAUCUUACUCGACCACUCCUCGUAAGAAAAAACCUGCUCCCCCACCACCUGUAUCAGCUAGACCAUCAAUUGGAAGUGUGGAUUACACAAAUAGUAAUAUGCAUCGUGUGUCUUCCCCUAACAGUUAUGAAGAUUCUAGCUGUAGUGGAAGUGAACCCUCUUAUUCUACUACAAGUAAUAGUGAUAGAUAUAAAAUGCACAAGAGUACACAUGGAAAGUGGAAACGAAAAAAAGGCCCUGCUCCUCAGUGCCCAAUACCACAAAGGAGACGUAUAAAGCCAAUGCCUAUUGCUAAUAUAAAACAAGAAUUAUUGGACAUUGAAAUAAAACAACAAGAAUUAGAAAGGCAAGGAGUUAAAUUAGAAAAAGAUAUAAGACUUAAAUGUAACGAAGAUUUGAACAAUGUUGAUGUAGAAGAAAUGGUGUUGCAGUUAUUUGAGUUAGUUAAUGAAAAGAAUGAGCUGUUCAGAAAGCAUGCUGAAUUAAUGUACUUGAGAAGACAAAAUAAUUUAGAAGAAGAACAUGCUGAGUUGGAGUAUCAAAUACGAGUAUUAAUGACAAAACCUGAUCAUACUAAAACUGACACUGAAAAAGCACGAGAAGAAGAACUUAUACACCGACUAGUAGAAGUUGUAGAGAGACGCAAUGAAAUAGUAGACAGUUUGGAGAAAGAUCGACUUCGAGAAGCUGAAGAAGAUCGCAGUGUUUUUAACCAAAUUGGAACUUUUGCUCAAGAUGAAACAUUGCCAUGUAAAAAAACUGAAGAUUUAUCAAUUGUGGAUGGCAAAAAAACAUUUUCUAGAAGAAUUCUGAAGAAUAUUAAAAUGAUGAAAUCAAAAAAAGAUAAAGACUCUAAGAAUGUAUCACUUUCUCAAUCACCAUCUAUAUCAUCACAUAGCAAAGGUACACUCAAAAAGUUUAUAUCACUGGGACAUUCAUCAAAAAAAACGUUUAGAUCAAAGUUAAGUUAAAACACUUGGCAACUAUUUUUGUUUGUAAAUAAACUUAUUUUAAGACAUUAAAAUCUCAAGAAAUUAUAUUGUGUCACAAUUAAAAUUACAUCAAGCUAUUAUUAUCUUGUAUAUGUAUAUUUUGAUCUAUCAAUUAACAUAUCUUUACAAAAUAUUAAAAUAAUAUGAUAUAACAUAACUUCUACCAUGUUUAUUCUGUUAAAUUAUUUUUAUAAUUUAUUGUUAAUCAUUUAUAUCUUUCUAUUAAAUACAAAUUAAUGUUGUUUUAUGACAUUAAUGCUCGCUAAACAGAAAUUUGUAUGAAAUUAUGCUUAUGUAAUGCCAUUUAUAUUUUU